Colletotrichum destructivum is the source of this 341-nucleotide messenger RNA. RefSeq lists its product as uncharacterized. The record is from RefSeq and is a predicted model, not a curated record. Lineage: Eukaryota; Fungi; Ascomycota; Sordariomycetes; Glomerellales; Glomerellaceae. The coding region runs from base 1 to 288 and encodes 95 amino acids. The transcript has 2 exons.
AUGUUGAAGGGGCCACUCGACACCCCGGGAGCAAUUGACCGCCUGCGAGUCGGUGAGCCAGAAAUUGGUGUCGUGGAGUCCAUUCCGAACCUGUCAGGGCACAUAAGAUCAGUCGCUCCGAGGUUCGAAAGAUUUUCGGUCGCGGCCGCCGCCUACGUCCAGGGCCUCGACUUUGAGAAUAAAGCGCUGCGCCGUCUCCUCGUUGACAAAGCCGUUGAGCCGGCUGUGGAUCAGACGGUUCAGGUGAACGAGUCACUGACUCACACAGCGAUGAAGCUUGUUGAGUGAUGGGCGUCGCAGGGUGUUUGGUUCCUCUGAAACCGCGGUGCGCAGUACUACAA